GUGUCUUGGGCUGCCCACGGACUUGCCUUCAUGCUAUCUUGAACAUACUGGAGAAGGGUACCGAAACAAGGAAUGGGCCUACAGCAGUUCAUGAAUCUCCUCAUCUUGCAGAACUCUGUUACCAGGUGAUCUAUCAGUUGUGUGCAUGCUCUGACACAUCAGGUCCAACUAUGAGAUAUCUGAGGACCAGUCAGGAUUUCUUAUUCACUCAGCUGCAGUAUUUGCCAUUUUCUAUCAAAGAACAUGAGAUUUCAACACUGAACCAAAUGUCUUGGUUGAUGAAGACUGCAGCUAUAGAAAUGCGAGUGACAUCGCUGAACCGCCAGCGCUCCCACACACAGAGACUGCUGCAUCUGCUGCUUGAUGACAUGCCUGUGAAACCAUACUUGGCUGAUGGUGAAGGAGGGAUGGAAGAUGAAAGUCGAUCAGUCAGUGGGUUUCUCCACUUUGACACUGCUUCCAAAGUACGCAGGAAGAUCUUAAGUAUCCUGGAUUCAAUUGACUUCAGUCAGGACAUUCCAGAGCCUUUACAACUGGAUUUUUUUGACCGGGUUCAGAUUGAGCAAGUCAUUGCUAAUUGUGAGCACAAGAAUGCACGUGGACAAGUGGUCUGCAAUGUCAAG
This is a messenger RNA of Pelecanus crispus (Dalmatian pelican), 623 nucleotides long. The record is from RefSeq and is a predicted model, not a curated record. Lineage: Eukaryota; Metazoa; Chordata; Aves; Pelecaniformes; Pelecanidae.